This is a messenger RNA of Ceutorhynchus assimilis (cabbage seed weevil), 3989 nucleotides long. The record is from the annotation of a GenBank genome assembly. NCBI's taxonomy places the organism in Eukaryota, Metazoa, Arthropoda, Insecta, Coleoptera, Curculionidae.
AAAAAGAUGCAUAUAACCGAGUUGUUUGUCAGCUGUUUUCGCAGAAAUCUAAUUUGGUUUUUUUGACAGGUUCGUCGGGGGUGCUCUGAAGCAAAUUUUUCAAAAGGGAUUUUCUCGAUUUUCAUGAAGAAAAUUAGCUAAAAAUUGCUUAAAAACAGCUUCUGCUAGUUUCAGUUUAUCAAAUUUCUAUCCCUGUUCAAAAAUGAAGCCUAAAUUGCACUAAUUAAAGACCAGAAUCACAAAUCAACUAUGCAACUAUUGAACCCUACCAAGUCGAUAUUCACAUAAGUCACCACGGAUAUAAUAGCCCGAAAUCUAUUUUUUUUCUUUUUCGUUGCAACCAUGUCCUAUCAUCAUCACGAACAUGUAUUCGACAAACUCGAGUCAAAUAACAAGGAAAUUGUGGAAAAAUUCAAGCACAGCAUCCACGAACAAUACUCAAGAGUGCAAGAGCCAUGGUUGAUAAAUGGUUUAUACGAUUAUUAUUUGAACACCAACUCAGUAAGAUGCAUGGAAGUUUUGAUUAAUUUGAGGGAACCACAUCAGAAUUUUUUAUUUGAUAGAUUAUGUGACUCAAUAAGGAAUUCAAAAAAUGAAGUCAAAGUGCGUAUUCAGGCUUUUACUUUACUGGGUCAUAUUGCUAAGAGUCAACCUGUAUGGCUAUACAAACUGCCCAGUCAUCCUUUAUUUAGGGAGAUUUUGAGGUUUUUAAUAAAUGAAAGUGAGCUUCUACCUUUAGUCAGCGCUCUAUUAGUACUAAUAGUUCUUCUACCCAUGUUUCCUUCAGCUAUUGGUGAAAAUUACUUGGAAGGUGUUUUUGAUAUUUUUAGGCGUUUAGCUGCAUGGAAUUCUAACGUACCAAGCAAAUCAGUCGAAGACCAAAUGAUUCAUCUCCAAGUGGCCCUUUACGCAUUAUUUCUACGUCUAUACGGCAUGUACCCAUGCAAUUUUUUAUCUUACCUACAAAAUCAUUUCAAAGACAGGAGCAAUCCUGUAUUCUGUCACACCAUCAAACCGAUGAUGGAUACUGUUAAAAUGCACCCCUCUUUAGUAACUACAUCUAAAGAUCUCGAAACUACAACUGAAAGAUGGAAAAAAAUGAAAGUUCAUGACGUUAUAGUCGAGUGUGAAAGGUUCAGCUUGGACAUAACCGACCGGUGUCCGCACGAAACUUGCCAGAAUACCACAGAGUUUCGUUCACGUUCUGGUACAAUGAAUUCGACAAUGGGAAGUGCAACAACCAACAAUUCUGAGUUUAUUUAUCCGCAGCAGCACGUCAAGAGUCUGGCUACUUCACAAAUGUCAGGAGCGGAAGCGUUUUUUUCGCCUAGUCAGCUUUUUCACAUCCAAACGCCACCUAUAAGUGAAUCUACUGGGGUUUCGCAUCGACCUGUUCAGGGAAUAAACAGAUCCAACUACACGAUGAGCCAGGAAGGAUCGCCACCGGAAGCAGCCAUAGAAGCCACCCCAGAAACAACCCCAAUAAGGGACUUCAACGCGCCGCCAGCGGUAGCAGCGUCGGCGAAAAACAGCGUCGCUCGCGCUCUGACGUCGUUUCGCAAUAAUUCAAGUAGUACCAUCGUGAGCGGUACUCCUGCGAAUAGCGUGCCCUCUUCGCCGAUGCGAAAGGAACCGUCGCCGUUCGUUUUUCCUUCGGCCGCACCGAAUAGCGCCACGCUGAGUCAGAAUUUAGUUUAUCGCAUGAAGCAGGAACUGCAACGGCACCACCAACAGCAGGCGUUGGACAGUCAACAAACUAGCUCCAAACCAGUACCAUCUAGUCCUUUGAAAAUUAUAAACCCAGAUAAUAGACACAGAGUCGAUUCUCCUGUGAGUCAAGAAGACGAAGAGGUUUCCUUGAUAAGUGUAUCGGCUGGCAAAUUGGAUACUCCCAAAAAAAGAUUAGCCACCCUUUCAGACAGUAGUGCUCCAGAUUUGGAGGAUUCUGAUUGUAAUAAGGAAUCAGACGAUAUUGAGCACGGCUCUCCUUGUACUGCGGGUGGAUUACACAUGCCCAACUCGAAAUCGAUUAAUAAUUUCAAAAAAAGAAUUAGAAGAUUCAGGAAACAUAGUCAAUGCACUGAGCAAGAGCUGCGAGAAACUUCAACUGGCAGUAGUCCCGGGAACGGCGUCGCUUUUACAAGUAACUCUGUGCGUCGUGCCAAUUCGUAUCCUGACGUCAAAAAAAGUCCGCAUGUGCCCUCUAAACCGUUCUACGAGACUGAUGAGGAAACGGUGUCUGAAGACCAAGUGUCAAAUAUUUCCAAUGGGGUGGACGCAAAAAGUAAAAACUCCAAAUCCUCUACACAGACUCAAACUGACGUUUUUUGGCCCAUGCCUUACGAACAUUUGUUUUUAAAUAUUUUCCCGUCUCUCAAGGAGGAUUCGAUAGAAAUUAAGGCCAGUCCUGCACCCAGUCCCGCACCCGUUUUUAAUCAGAUGAUCGAGCCUUGUAAACCUUCGCUUUAUGAUAUUUUGGAUAAGUACAUUGAAAAAUGCGUAGCAACGUCCGAUAGUAAUUCUCUAAGAGAUCAGCUACAAUUAGUGCACCAGCAGCUUUAUUUCGAAAGACAUCGCAGAGAAACGCACGCCUACAGAAACAGAACUUUGUUGUCUGACGCCAAAAGCACUAGACUGUUGGAGGAAUGUAACUCGGCCUUGAGGGACCAAGUCCAAUUGAAACAGCGCGAAAUUGAAGAUUCGAGAAAGCAACUGGAAGAUUACAGAAACGAAAUUUUGAACAGUCAAGGAAGACUGGAAAGUACUGUACAGUACUUGCAACAUAAGUGUCAGAUAUUAUCAGAUGAAAACGGCUCUUUACAAGAAGCCAACAGUAAACUAGACUCAGAAGUGACAGAGUACAAACACAAAUGUAACUCUAUCGACAAGGACAGGCAGCAGGCUGAGGCGGCCUUAUUGGACGCCUUGGCCGAAGGUAAAGUGGCCAAAGAGCAAGCUUUGGUCGGUGAAAAAGUGAAGCUGGAAUUGCAGAGGGUCAACAGGCAGAUUUUGCUUAUGGGCGAAAUGCACGUGCAGUAUAGGGAACGUUUGGAAAAAUUGCCUUCGACCAGGCAAUGCGACGAGGAGAUGAGACAAAUAUCUGAAGCUUACAGAGAAGAAUUGAAUGCCUUACAAUAUUCCUUGGAAGCAAAAACGGUCACAAUCGAAGCAUACAAAAGCCGCAUCUUGGAACUAGAACAAACAAUUUCAAACAAAGACGACAUCAUUAGCGCUCAAAAGCGCACUCUAGCUUCGGCCAACGAAGCUCGCGAAGCUCUUUUAGAAGCCGUUGAAAGCAAAUACCAAACGCAGCUGGCCAUCAAUCGGACUUUAGAGGAACGGAUGCUGGAGUUGCGCCACAAACUCGAAGUGGAGGCGGCGCGUAGACGCACCCACUCACCUGAUACUUCUAGUUGUCAUGAAGUGCAAGCCUCGACGUCAACAGCUACGACUGCCGCUGCAGGGUUGAGUCCUCAACAUUCUUCGCCUUUAUCCACUUCUUUGGCUUCGUCUGAAGGGAGUGCUGCUAUGCAGGAACUUAGGAAUUUACAGAUGUUUGUGGACCAAGAAGGUAGUUCAAACGAGGCAACGGGCCUUGGCAAAAACGACUGAUUUUUUACCCCCCUCUCCCAAUUUCUAUUUACUCUUAAUACAGAAUGCAUAUAAUUUUUAUUAGCGUUGAAAGAAAAAAUAUAUGGACGAUCGAAGAUGGCAAGACAAAGAAUCACAUGGAAACUGUAUAGAAUUGAUGGCAAAAUUAAGUCGAUAUGGGAUGUUUUUGCAAACUUUACCAUUACUUCAAAUUCAUGCUUUUAGUUGAAAUAGGACUUAAAUUAUGGUUGAAUACAAUGUUUUGCCUACAGAAACCAUAUUAAUUUAAUGUGUCUUUCUCUAGCUACUUGCGUAUUUUUUGGUCCAAAUAAACUGUUUAUAGGUUGAAGUGAUAUGCCCUUUUUGUUUCCUAUAGAUAUUGUUUUGAUUUAUUUGUU